AUGGACAAUCUUCCUACACCGAGCAGUGCUAUCUUGCGAGAUCGUGGUUUCAGUGCCAGCCAUGGGGGCAACCACUCGACGCCUGCUCGACAUGGCGUCGAAAGAGCAGGAUCGCGAAAUGGAGCCAAUGCUCGUAGGCCGGAGGAAGGCCGUUCUCCAUCAAACCUACCAAAAGCUUUCGAGAGCAUGCUGAAAACGACAACGGAGACUGGAGACAUUGGCAUGUUUUCCAUCAAGCCUUCUCGAGUACCUCCACCUGUCAACAGUCCUCGCAGGAUGGGACCUUACAAUGAAAACGGUCCUGUGAAACAACAGCAUCACCAUCAGCAGCAGUAUCAAUCCUUUCAGCCGUAUGGAGUGCCCGCUGUUGACGAUAGGAGACGUUUACCUUCUUAUGCUAGAGACACUACCUCGGAAUUGAUAUCUAUGUACGAGAGCCCAAGUCAGAAAUCCAGCAGAGUUUUCGACGACAACACAGAUUACAGGUCUUACUCGAUGACCCAUACAACUGCCUAUAGUUUAACGAACCAUCGGUCAUACACCAGCCUUCGUAGCCAGCCUGACGGCGGUGCCAUUUUACAACGACCAAGGUCCCCAUUUGCAUAUCCAACCCGAUUGAGACGGCCAGGAUUCCGUCCCUCAUCCCCAGCGUUGACAGAUGGAGGUGCAGUUGACUAUCGUCGACGCGCGGAGAUUGAUCGUCAGCCAUAUGGGCCGGGACACAGCACAUCCUCUCCGUCCUCUUUGUAUGCUCACAAGCGGAUGCCACCAAUGCUACGCCCAGAGGGCAACAGAUCUACGCCAUCUUUGCUGAGCCAACCGUCCCCUCCAAGACGCUGCUCAAGUCCUUUGGCUGUACAUAGCGGCAAUACUAGUCACGACUGGGCAAGACGGAUGGGUCCAACUUCUGUCAAUACGUCUCCUGCUCGAAGCACGUUUAGUCUGGCAUCGACAGCGAACCAUUUUGUUAACAACCUACCGCCCUCCAACACAACUACUCCUGGAAAGCUCCAAUCACAAACUCCCAUGUAUUAUGACUAUACCGAGGAAUUUGAUGAGACAUAUAGCCAAUCAGCAGGACGAGAGCCUCCUCCUCAGUUCCGGAUGGCCGAGACUAUCCCAGAAGAUCGCCCCAUGAAUGCCGGGAGACCAUCUUUGGUAGAUGCCAAUGCUCGAAGUGUCACGCCCAAUCUCAAGAAUGGCGUUCGCGUAUCGUCUUCUUCUGCAUCAAUACACCAAGUCCCUACGCAAGAUAAUUCAGAGCCCAACAUUCAUGACUCUUAUAAUGUCUGGGUAGCCCCUGAACCAGUCGUCGCAACGCCAGGAGUCGGACAUACCAGCUCGGAAAGUUCAUGGAAUGGUCAGAAAACUCCGGAAUUGAACGACGAGGCUCUUGAUUCAGGAAGGAGAGCGGACAUAUCUUUUGGGCUUGCUAGAAAAGAAUCAAUUGCCCGCCGCUGCCAGAUGGAACAAGUCUCUACCACAAAUCUGCAAUAUGGCCAAUCGCAAUCCACUGAUGGACUACAACCCGCUCGCCAGAAAAUCAAACUAGACCUUUCAAUUCGCCAAACUUCAAAUAAUCCCAAUUCACAAGAGCAAACUGGACAGGAGAUACUGACUACUCCACAGAGGUCCAAAAAAGUCAUCUAUGCGUCCUUUUCGCCUGCUUCCGCGAGCAAGAAGAUGAAAUGUGACCCCAAAAGGUCAUCCUCUUUAGACUUUGAUAUGGGCCGUAAAAGGGUACGAUCGAGUGGCUUUAACUCAAUCGACACCGGCAUUACGGACUUGGCAGACCUUUUGUCUUCCCUGGAUAGCGCAAAUGAAACUCAGCACUCAGAUGAUACCGAAAACCCUACACUUCCACCGGAACGGGUCAGGAUGAAUUCUCCAACAAUACCCGAAGAGAUUGUCAAGAAGACAGAGGUUUUAGAGCAUACGCCUCUGCUACCGCUUUCAACAUUCAAUUCACAUAGCAAACAGAGAGAAGGCGAUCCUUCGAUCAUCCAACCAUCACGAUAUCGACGUCAGAGACCACAACACAUAGAGCCAGCAACUAUACAGAAAGCCGGAGACUUCAAAGACUUGAGUUUCGAUUUUCCUAGGAAGUCUGUUUCUCGCUCGGGUUCACCAAUGCUCGCUCCUAAACCGAUUUCUCCUGCAAGACAGCUAAAGUUGAAAAAUAGUGUCCCGCAGUUGAUGAAGGCUCUUCCUCCGCUUCCACCACAUCUGUUAAGGCUAUGUGAUUCGCCGUCCAAUGACACCGCCUUGGAUGAAAACACUCCACCUCAAGACAUCGUCGUCGCAAAUUUCCCGUCAACAAGUAGAAUCAUCCAACCUCCACCAAAGGUUUUCCAGCCCAACGGGACACAAGGCACUGGGGUUUCCGAAACCUUGGUCGAAAUACCCGAGAAUAAUGAAGUAUCUCUCACGACAAACUCUUUAGAUCGGAAGACUGUGAAUGAUGAAACGGCUCCGAUUGCAAGUCCUCCUAAGCUGAAACUUAAAUUGCGGUCUUCUGCGGCAGCAACGAAAGUGUCGCCGCACGAUUCUCGUCCAUGGAAUUCAGAAGAAAAUUAUCCAUGGUCAGAACAAAACCCGAACAUAAGGCUACCUUCAAUGAUUACGAAAGACAAACCUAGUGAUUCAAAGCCGGCAAGGUUCAAGCUGAAGUCUUCGAGGGCUUCAAAUUCGCUAUCGGACACAGUCAAGAUUACUCGUGAUAUACCAGAUUCGAAGACAGCCGCUGGUUUACAUUUGCCACAUGCUAAAGAUUUGUUCACGGCUCCUUUAGCUGUGGAUAAUCUUUUCCAUCAAUUAGGUAAACAUCUGCAUUCAAGAAGAUCCAGUGCAACAAGUAGUCAACCCGAGACAGAAAGUAGUCAGGCCGCUGGUUCCUCUGCCCAUACUGUUCAGCGCAGUACCGGGCAGGCAUCGCGACUUGCUGAUGAGCCUUUGACUCCAGUAAUAUCUCAAAGUGGUUGUGCGGAGGACAGCUCUGAUGAACACGCCCAUCAUUCUUUGCGCAAAAAGUUCACUAAUCUAAAGGCUCGGCUUACGGCUCCGUAUCUACUGCGAGGUGGUUCCCAUUCGUAUGAUGAUGUCACUCUACGAGCGAUGAGAACUGGAAACAGCACCAUUCCGCCAGCAAUUCGGUCGGUUCCCAAUCUUCAUGCGAGUAUUGGACUGAGUGUCGAGGUUGAGGAUACAACCCUUCGCACUGAGCGUGUUAAACGAGUUCGGUUGAAAGACAAGCUUUCAAAAUGGUUAAAGGGCGCAAAGAUGGCAAUUUCGGCUCGUGUUAGGUCUCUGAGCUCAUCUGGCUGA
Glarea lozoyensis ATCC 20868 is the source of this 3324-nucleotide messenger RNA. RefSeq lists its product as uncharacterized. Lineage: Eukaryota; Fungi; Ascomycota; Leotiomycetes; Helotiales; Helotiaceae. The record is from RefSeq and is a predicted model, not a curated record. The transcript has 2 exons. Bases 1 to 3324 code for a protein of 1107 amino acids.